GGGUUCAGCGUUUCCGAAAGGGGGAGGCUGAUAUCAGCAAGUCGUACCACUCCUUGUGGUACCGUUAUCCCCUCGGCUUAUCCACCUGUUCUGUAGGACCACAAGCCUUGCCCGUCUCCGAGUCCCUCGCUGCAGAGGGUGCAAAGACCACAUUCCCCAGUGCCGAGCUCCCAGCCGCAACACGUAGCGUGAUGACAGCCAUCCUGGAGCGGAUCAGCACGCUGUCCCUCAGUGGGCAGCAGCUCAGCCGUCUCCCCAAGCUGCUGGAAGACGGAUUCCCGAAGAUGCCUUGCACUGUCAAAGAGUGUGAGGUGCCACAGCUCUUCCGAGAGCCAUACAUCCACACCGGGUACCGUCCCACCGGCCAGGAGUGGCGGUACUACUUCCUUAGCCUCUUCCAGAAGCACAACGAGGUGGUCAACGUGUGGACUCAUCUCCUGGCAGCUCUGGCUGUCCUGCUGAGGUUCAAGACGUUUGUGGAGGCUGAGCAAUUACCAGUGGAUGCAUGGUCCUUGCCUUUGCUCAUCUUUGUCCUGUCCUCUGUCACCUACCUGACCUGCAGCCUCCUGGCCCACCUACUGCAGUCGAAGUCAGAGCUGUAUCACUACACCUUCUACUUCGUGGACUACGUCGGAGUCAGCAUCUACCAGUACGGUAGUGCCCUAGCCCAUUUCUACUACAGCUCGGAUCAGGCCUGGUAUGACAAAUUCUGGCUUUUCUUCCUCCCGGCAGCUGCUUUCUGUGGCUGGCUCUCUUGUGCUGGCUGCUGCUACGCGAAGUAUCGGUACCGACGGCCUUACCCCAUCAUGAGGAAGAUGUGCCAGGUGAUCCCAGCUGGACUGGCGUUCAUCUUGGAUAUCAGUCCUGUUGCUCACCGCGUGGUCGUGUGUCACCUAGGAGGCUGUGAGGAAGAUGCUGCUUGGUACCACACAUAUCAGAUACUGUUUUUUCUUAUCAGUGCUUAUUUCUUCUCCUGCCCAGUUCCUGAGAAGUACUUCCCGGGAUCCUGUGAUAUCGUUGGCCAUGCCCACCAAAUCUUCCACACGUUCCUGGCCAUCUGCACCCUCUCACAACUGGAGGCCAUAUUACUGGAUUACAAGAACAGGCAGGAGAUCUUCCUAAAAAGACAUGGGCCUCUCUCCAUCUAUCUCACCUGUGGCUCUUUUUUUGGCCUGGUGGCUUGUAGUGCCAUCACAGCUUACAUCCUGCGAUGCAGGAUCAAGGCCAGUCUGGCUAAAAAGGACUCCUGAGAGAGUCACGAAGAUAGUGAGCGUGACAUCACCUGGCCGGUGCAAACCAGGAAGAGGGGGAUAAUAUAUUAGAGACAUAACUGGCUUGUUCGCCUAACAUGCUCUUACUAACCUGGACCCUGUGGACUGGGGUGGAGGGCUGGAUACUUCAUUCUGGAUGCAUUUUCACAGCAGGGGCUGCCUUCUGCCAUGCAGGGGGACAUGGGCUAUUUUAAGCCAAAACAAGUCACUUAACCGAGGAUGCUGGAACAGCAGAGGUUUCUUGUUCACGCCGGUAAACCUGCAGGAAAUAUCAUGCCGAAUGUCAAGGAUGGCAGCCUGAGGGCUGUGAGAUCGCAGAAUGGUCUCCUGGGGCUCACAAAGUAGUGGAGAAUGCACCUUGAGGAUCAUGGGUGAAUGUGACUACCUAUCUGGGUUUUGCCAUCUCCGCUGUGCUUGGGGGGAUCCUGUGACCAUUGAAGGCAGUAGCAAGGCUUCAGGGGGAGUCUAUAUUUCUAGAGUUCAGCUGCAAGGGUGUGUGUGGUGCAGUGGCUGGAUUAGUCCUUUCUGCUCCAGUGGGUUAAGCCGGGUUAUCUCUACUUUUGCCCUUCUCAAUAUCUCAGUGCCAGUUUGCUGAGACGGCCCUGGCAAAGUAUAUUUGCAGACCUAGGCCUGACUUGGGGUCCUCUAGGGUGAACUGGGUCUGAACCUGAGCCCUGUGUCUGCUGGCAAUUGGUACGGAUCUAGCCAUCCCUGGCACAGGUGAGGAUGUGAGGUCAACUCUCUUGUCUCUUUCUGCAUGAUUGCACCAUCGAUAGUAGAGCUGCUUAACAAACCCAGCAAGUCGGUUGUUUGAAUUUGGCCAGUUUAAGGGCAGUACUGCUGGCUGUUUGGUAGCCUACAAGCCAGUUCCUUAAAGGCUCCUCACUUCCAUUUUAAGUGCUCAGCAGCUUUUGAGGAGCUGGGCCUGUGUCAAGUUGGAGCUGGUUCUCAGAGCCUUCUUCAGUAGCUAAGUAUUUCUUCAGUGGCAGAGGUCGAGCACCCCUGAAGUCACCAGCCAGUGUUCAGGGCCCUAGCACCCAGAAGGGGAGACAAAAAGGUCGUGCUUAGUAGAUUUGAUGUGGGUGCAUCAUUUUGGCUGUCCGUGUGAUGGGUUUAUGCACUUUUGCAUAGACUGACUCCAUGUCAUCUGCCUAGGGAGUCUGACUGGCCUCCUUUGCUGUCAACACAGCGUAGGUGUGAUCUGUCUGAUAUGGGCAAAGCUCUGGGCCCUAGGCCUCCAACAGCCCUAGUGUAGUCCUGGCCAAAAGGGGAUGAUGGUGGAGUGAGUGUGAAGUCUUAAUUUCCCUCUUAGCCAUAGGAAUGCUGAUUUUCAGCACUGCAGGCAGUCCUCGGUGGGCCUCGUGGGGAAGCUCACCUUGAAGCUGCAGGGUUGCACUUCUCUGACCUAUGGGACUGUGAAUCUGUCAUGUUUUUAUCAGCAUUACAUGGUCCCAACCAGCCUAAACACCUGCUGUUCAGCCCACUGCUGUCUUUCCAUGGUAGACCUUGGCACGGGUCCUCCCAGCUGUACCCUAUGCAAGACCUGCAGCCUUAAAUGCCUUGACAUCAGGCCAGUUUCCAGGAGGUGUAAAUCCUUCCUGAAAGCAAAGAAGUUAUGGGAUCUACUCCAGCCACAGAUCUGUCCCAUUGAACUGAAGGGCAGGCAAACGAAUCGUGUUUGCUGGUACUGGGCAGGCAGAGUUUAGGGAUGGGGAUAUGGUUCGUCAUGACAAGCACUGACUUCUGCACUUGAUCUGUUUUUUAACUACUGGAGUGAGUGUGUGUGUGUGUGUGUGCGCGCGCGCGCGCAUGAUUUAAAAUUCAGAAAGGCCUUGCUUUUGGCUUUUAUAUCUGCAGAGCCUCAUAGCUAGAUAAAGAUCAGUCUGAAGGAAACAGUGCCUUGAUGUUGGAGGAGUGGGGGGGGCAGACAACAGGAUAUCUGAAAACUAAUUUAUUUAUUAGGUGGUUUGCUAUGUCAUGUCUUGUGGGCAAGUCUGAAAGUUGUGGCCUUAUUGACUAAUUAAAUACAAAGGCGGGGGGUCAUUUCUGAUUACAGAUGAAGUCAUAGGAAAGACUCCAAGAGGUCACUUAGUCCACCCCUUCUCCUCACUGUGUGCCUCUUCGUUCACACCGAGCCCAGCUAGGAGCGCAUAAGACUUGUUAAUGGCUCAGUUGCCUCCAGCGUAUUUUGACGGUACAGCUACACUGACCUAACUGCAAAUUACCAGGGUAAGGGACAGUUCCACUAACACCUCGUCAUGCCUCUUUCCUUGCACAGAAGCUCUUCUGACCUCAGAGUGAGCCAGUGCAGGGAGACGGACCUGCAGACAACCAAACCUAAUGAUAAGAAAGUCACUAAUUUUCUGCUGGUUUUAACUUUCAGCCAGCUCGCUUGGACAACACCGCUGCAUGCAGGGAAGGGUUGGGUACACAGAGCUGAAGUGGAGGUGAACAGCAGUUCUUCCUUGCAACAGCGGUUGGUUGCUUGACUGGCUUAGCUGCACUGAUGGACUGCCCCCUCCAUGGUCUCUGUGACUUUACUUGUGGGUCUCCUCCCAGUUCGGGGAACAACUUCCAGUGGGAGUAGUGUUUCUUCUCAGAGGCAAACUUGCCUUGCUUUUGUGGUAGUUUAAAGCAGAAUAAGCCACCUAGUGUGGAUUUGGCUGGAUGGUAUAAACGGGUUUCUGUGCAGGAAAGGGAAUAAGUCAGGCUGGUCCACUGCCCCUUUCUGUGCUAAAACUGAGAAGGAGUAGGCAUUGCUGCUAGUAACAAACCCUGCUCUGCUGCUCAACUAGAGUUAUACUGGUACUGAAGACAGGGAUAACUAGGCCUUUCCUUCUCUAAGGGUUUGAAAAUAGUUGAUAUGUGCUGCCCUAGGCAAAGGAGGAUAAAUACAGCAAUGCCAUCCAGUUCCUCUCACUGGAGAGGAGGUGCCUUAUGGCUCUUCUGAGGCAAGAAGCUGCUCCUGGCAUUUCUGAUCACACCAUGUCAUCUCCUAACUGAUCCAGUAGAAAUGAAAUUCUUUCUUCUGGAACAAUUGUGUGUGAUGAUGGUGGUGGUUUUACCUAUCCCCGUGUUACCCCUCAGGUGAUGCCACCUGUGUCCCCAUGUGGCCCUGCACUCAGACCUGGAGCUGACCUCCUGGUUACUAUGAUGGGCUGAUGUCACAGGGAAUUGCAAUAUAGAUUGCUGCUGCUGUGGGGAUGCACCCUUGUGUCACAAGAGGCUUGUCUACACUGGAGCUUCCUCCAUCCGUGUCUCCUUCCUCCUCCUCUUCCUCCAACCACUUUAUUUCUCUUCCUCAUCCCAAGAAUUUAUCCUUGUGCCUUAUGGACCCGGCUGCCUACCUGUGCAGACUCCGUAUGUUCUGCAGUCUGCUGCAUCUCACCUGGGCUGAGACUGGAAGGUGGCAGCCGAUGCCCUCCUGAAAGCUGUGCUGUUGAUCUAGGGGAGAAGACCAUGACUGAGUCCUGAGAGUAAAAGUGCUGCUGUGCUAAACGCUCGGCCCAUCUAAAGCAUCUCUUGACCUCGCACUUUGGGCUCAGUGGCCCACUUUUUCCAUCCUGGCGCUCCUCUAAGGAGGCACGGCUGGGAGGGAUGUAGGUGGCUGCAGGGCUUUGGUGGAGAGCCCACCACCAAAGGCUGAGCACUUCUGAGAGUAGGUCAUGAAGGGACCAAGGUCCUAACCCUCUCCCACAGGAACCUCCAGUCCUGAGAUAGCAUUUUUGCAGCUCUUUUAACCCCGGAUCUGUACUGGUCAACUCCUGAGAAUUUAUCCCAGUGUGCCUUAUGCUGUUCCCUUUUGGAAUUCAUCCUGUGGGGACCAGAGGAUUAAAAGCAGCCUCUCUGCUAUCUGUGGUUGCUUUUAACUGCUGAUCCCCACUGACAGAAUUUGCUUGGUAUAAGGAGCAGGAGGGGAGGAUGGAAAGAGGUGCCUUAAACUCAUAUUUAUGCUGAUUGAUUUGUGUAACAGGGCAAGGACAGGCUCCUCACGUGCCUUGCUAUUUACAUCUUUUACUGAGAAGAUUGUUUUUAAGCACUGUUUGUUACUAAACAUAAGUACAAAGGAGUUUUUAUUUUUUCCCUGGAAAACAGGGAAGGGUAUGAGUGUUAUGUAUUAACCAUUCCGUUCCUAACCCCCAUUUGCUGACUUUGUAUCAUUGAAAAUAUUGACAAUAUUUUAAGCUUUGUAC
Molecule: messenger RNA, 5464 nt
Organism: Dromaius novaehollandiae (emu)
Lineage: Eukaryota; Metazoa; Chordata; Aves; Casuariiformes; Dromaiidae
Gene: PAQR8
Product: progestin and adipoQ receptor family member 8
Exons: 2
Coding region: 192-1250 (352 amino acids)
Biological process (GO): response to steroid hormone
Cellular component (GO): plasma membrane
Molecular function (GO): nuclear steroid receptor activity; steroid binding
Source: RefSeq, a predicted model, not a curated record